GCUCCGCGGCCGUGUGGAGCGAGGCCUUGUUCCCGCGUUGAGCCGCCGCCGCCGCCGCCUCCUCCUCAGCUUCAGCCUCCGCGCCAGGCCCGGCCCCGCCGCGCCAUGUCGGACUACAGCACAGGAGGACCCCCGCCCGGGCCGCCGCCGCCCGCCGGCGGCGGCGGGGGAGCCGGGGGAGCGGGAGGCGCCGGGGGAGGCCCUCCGCCGGGCCCGCCGGGCGCGGGGGACCGGGGCGGCGGCGGCCCCGGCGGCGGCGGUCCGGGCGGGGGGUCGGCCGGGGGUCCCUCCCAGCCGCCCGGCGGGGGAGGCCCGGGGAUCCGCAAGGACGCCUUCGCCGACGCCGUGCAGCGGGCCCGCCAGAUCGCAGCCAAAAUUGGAGGCGACGCUGCUACCACAGUGAAUAACAGCACUCCUGAUUUUGGUUUUGGGGGCCAAAAGAGGCAGUUAGAAGAUGGAGACCAACCGGAGAGCAAGAAACUGGCUUCCCAGGGAGACUCCAUCAGUUCUCAACUUGGACCCAUCCAUCCUCCCCCCAGGACUUCAAUGACAGAAGAGUACAGGGUCCCAGAUGGCAUGGUGGGACUAAUCAUUGGCAGAGGAGGUGAACAGAUUAACAAAAUCCAGCAGGAUUCAGGCUGCAAAGUCCAGAUCUCUCCAGACAGCGGUGGCCUACCAGAGCGCAGCGUAUCCUUGACAGGAGCCCCGGAGUCUGUCCAGAAAGCAAAGAUGAUGCUGGAUGACAUCGUCUCUCGGGGUCGUGGGGGCCCCCCAGGACAGUUCCACGACAAUGCCAACGGGGGCCAGAACGGCACUGUACAGGAGAUCAUGAUCCCCGCAGGGAAGGCUGGCCUGGUCAUCGGCAAAGGUGGCGAGACCAUUAAGCAGCUGCAGGAACGAGCUGGAGUGAAGAUGAUUUUAAUUCAAGAUGGCUCCCAGAACACGAACGUGGACAAACCUCUUCGCAUCAUUGGGGAUCCUUACAAAGUGCAGCAAGCCUGCGAGAUGGUGAUGGACAUCCUCCGGGAGCGUGACCAGGGUGGCUUUGGGGACCGGAACGAGUACGGAUCCCGGAUUGGUGGGGGCAUUGACGUGCCGGUGCCCAGGCAUUCUGUCGGGGUAGUUAUUGGCCGGAGCGGAGAGAUGAUCAAGAAGAUCCAGAAUGAUGCUGGCGUGCGGAUACAGUUUAAGCAAGAUGAUGGGACAGGUCCCGAGAAGAUAGCUCACAUAAUGGGGCCCCCAGACCGGUGUGAGCACGCAGCACGGAUCAUCAAUGAUCUCCUCCAGAGCCUCAGGAGUGGACCCCCAGGCCCUCCAGGGGGUCCUGGCAUGCCCCCGGGAGGCCGGGGGCGAGGAAGGGGCCAAGGCAAUUGGGGCCCCCCUGGUGGAGAGAUGACCUUCUCCAUCCCCACUCACAAGUGUGGGCUGGUCAUCGGCCGAGGUGGCGAAAAUGUGAAAGCCAUAAACCAGCAGACAGGCGCCUUUGUGGAGAUCUCCCGGCAGCUGCCGCCCAACGGGGACCCCAAUUUCAAAUUGUUCAUCAUCCGGGGCUCACCCCAACAGAUUGACCACGCCAAACAGCUCAUUGAGGAAAAGAUUGAGGGCCCCCUCUGCCCAGUUGGACCAGGCCCAGGGGGACCAGGCCCUGCCGGCCCCAUGGGGCCCUUCAACCCCGGGCCUUUCAACCAGGGGCCACCUGGGGCUCCCCCGCAUGCGGGGGGGCCGCCUCCUCACCAGUACCCACCCCAGGGCUGGGGCAAUACCUACCCCCAGUGGCAGCCACCUGCUCCUCACGACCCGAAUAAAGCUGCAGCCGCCGCAGACCCCAAUGCCGCCUGGGCCGCCUACUACUCACACUACUACCAGCAGCCCCCAGGCCCCGUGCCCGGCCCUGCGCCAGCCCCCGCGGCCCCACCUGCCCAGGGGGAGCCCCCUCAGCCCCCACCCGCCGGCCAGUCGGACUACACUAAGGCCUGGGAAGAGUAUUACAAGAAGAUUGGCCAGCAGCCCCAGCAGCCCGGAGCACCGCCACAACAGGACUACACGAAGGCCUGGGAGGAGUACUACAAGAAGCAGGCUCAAGUGGCCACCGGAGGGGGUCCGGGAGCGCCCCCAGGCUCCCAGCCAGACUACAGUGCCGCCUGGGCUGAAUAUUACAGACAGCAGGCCGCUUACUACGGACAGACUCCAGGUCCCGGCGGCCCCCAGCCUCCACCCACACAGCAGGGACAGCAGCAGGCAAGUGGGAAUUGCCACCCUCCUCCUCCUCCUUUUUCCUUCCAACCCCCGGCCACCGUCCAUCCUGCCUUAGUGGGUAGCGCCGGAAAUCCCUUCCCCUGCGGGGUGUGUCCUUGAUGCCUGCAGCGGGGGCCGUGUGGCCAGAGGUCUCCGGGAGUCCCCACGAGCUGGGGAAGUGUGCGCUGGGUCCAGAGGUUAAACGAAGAGGCCUCCCUGCGCCGGCCCGCUUGUUCCUGUGUCACGCUGUCGCGAUGCUGGGGGAGAGCGCGAAACCAAUACAAGGUGGAACUGUUGAACUGGUGGGUAGUCCUGGGGGUGGGGGGGCAGGCCAGCGGCACAGACGUCGGUCGCCAUCCUGGCUGCUCGCUCGCUCACUCAAAAUCUGGCCACUCGGGAAGAAAACGGAUGUGUUUUCCCCUCUCCGCGUUACUUUUUUGGGUUUUGUUCCUGGCAUUCUUUUAUUUUUAACCCCACGGUCUUUCCCCCGUGUCCAAGUGACUGUGUGUUGCAGGCGGCCCCCACGCGGGUCAGCCCUGGCUCUGCUGGGACUCGGGGAGCUUGCCAAGGGGGCCGGCCCCAGGGCGCCCCCCCCCUGCACCCCCUUCUCCGCCCCCCUCCCCGGGCUCUGCCUCCUCCGCUCUCGCGCCUGCCUCUGUGUCCCGGUUUUGUCUGUGAAGUGGGCAUGACGAUCGCCGCCACCUUCCAACCUACCUCACAGGGGUGUUGUGGGGACACCGUGAUCUCUGACAUUGUCAUGUUGUGAUGCGCCGGAGCACCUGCCUUCCUGAGGACAGAGGGCACCCCUCCUCCCUCCCAAACCCCAAGCGCGCUUCUCUCCUCCCCCCCCCACCCCCGCUCUGUCUCUGCGGCCCCCCCCCCCCACCCCGCUUCUCUCCUCCUGGUCUUUACGUCACUCUUUCUCCUCCUCCUCCUCCAUCAAGGAGCCAGUCUGACUUCGGCCGAGUUCCCCGGAGCACUUGCCUAGACAGUUACAGCUCGCCACAGGUUCAGGGGAGGGGCUUCCUGGCCCCCUCCUCGCUACCGUCCCCCCCAGUCUCCCGCCCCUUCCUCCCCUCCCCGUAGUGACCGAUUCCUAUCUCUUCCCUCUCCGCAGGCUCAAUGAAUCGAAUGAAUGUGAACUUCUUCAUCUGUGAAAAUCUUUUAUUAUUUUUUUUCCAUUUUGUUCUGUUUGGGGGCUUUUUUGUGUUCUUUUUUUUUUUUUUUUUUUCCCUCGUUUGUUUGGCGAGAGAGCGAUGGCUGCCGUGGGGGGUGCUGGGGGCGCCCUCGCUGUGAGUGGCUUGGAGGUCAUGCCCUGGGCGAUGCUGGGCUCUCACUCUCUCGCUCAUUCUGUGUGUCUCAUGCUUUUUUUCUUUCAAAAUUGGGAUCUUUCAUGUUGAGCCAGCCAUAGAAGAUAGAAUUAAAUCUCUGCCAAAAAAAAAAAAAAAAUUUAAAUAUAAAAAACACAAAAAGCAAACAAAACCUAUAAAAUUAUAUAUAUAUAUAUAAAAAUCUCUAUCCCUUCCCGAAACUGCCUCUUUCAGGGGAAAGCAAUUCAUUUUCUUCCUACCACCCUUGGCCCUCUUCGUGUUUUUAAAAUAAACUUUUAAAAAGGAAAAAAAGUCACUCUUGCUAUUUCUUUUUUUUAGUUAGAGUUGGAACAUUCCUUGGACCAGGUGUUGCUAUUUCAGGACCCCCCCCUUCUCCCCCCUCAGUCGAGCCCCUCGGCCUCUGCUCCUCCUCUUUCCUCCCGCCUCGCUCGGCUCCCCUGCAGCCCCUCCCGCCGCCCCCCUCCCACCUCCCCCCCCCUCCCGGGACUGGUCUUGUGUUUCAACUGUUCAAGAGGACAUUGAAACUGAAAACAAAUUGAGAACAAAACAAAAAAUUGUAUGGCAGUUUUUACUUUUUAUCGCUCGUUUUUAACUUCACAAAUAAAUGAUAACAAAACCUCCCCGUGUCUGCUGGGUGCCGUCUCUUUCUCUCCUCUCUCCCCCUGUAGAGUUUUGAAGCAGAUGUUUGUUCGUUCUUUAUAGAUGUUGUAAAAGCCUGAUAAUGGUGAUUGGAAAUUACAAGCUUUGUGUUGUGUUUUUUCUUUCUUUCUUUCUUUCUUUCUUUCUUUUUUUUUUUUUUUUUAAGAAAAAGAAUUAUAAGAAAAAAUAGUUUUCUGCAGGCGCAUUGUGCUUUCCUAACCCCCUCCCCUUUUUUUGGUUAAAUAAAGUGCUUUUUGUCUAAAAA
Molecule: messenger RNA, 4470 nt
Organism: Lynx canadensis (Canada lynx)
Lineage: Eukaryota; Metazoa; Chordata; Mammalia; Carnivora; Felidae
Gene: KHSRP
Product: KH-type splicing regulatory protein
Exons: 19
Coding region: 106-2355 (749 amino acids)
Biological process (GO): regulation of DNA-templated transcription
Cellular component (GO): cytoplasm; nucleus
Molecular function (GO): mRNA binding
Source: RefSeq, a predicted model, not a curated record